Mustela erminea (ermine) is the source of this 2363-nucleotide messenger RNA. RefSeq names its product butyrophilin-like protein 1. The record is from RefSeq and is a predicted model, not a curated record. Lineage: Eukaryota; Metazoa; Chordata; Mammalia; Carnivora; Mustelidae. Gene Ontology annotation, biological process: regulation of cytokine production; T cell receptor signaling pathway. Gene Ontology annotation, molecular function: signaling receptor binding. Gene Ontology annotation, cellular component: external side of plasma membrane.
CCCUCCCUGUGUCUCCCUGGGGUGGGUGAGAGCCCCCAGAGCUCUGCUGCUGUCUCCAUCAGGACAGAUGGCUAUUGGUGGAGUCCCUGGCUCUACCCAGAUUCUGGAGAUCCCCCAAUUGCUAUUUGAAAUUAAACACAUAAGAAGAAUCCCAGAACUGCAAAAUAAGGGCAUGGGAGCAUGACAGUUCUCUAAUGAGUUUAAGUCUCUAAAGUAAAAAAUGUGAAUUGCACUAUGAAAAGUGUGAAAAUAAUUGUCUUUAUUUUUUCUUUCCUGGAUUUACUGGUACUUCUAUUUCACAAAUAUUUAUAAGGCACUGAGUACAUGUUAGGUGCUACUCUGUGUACAAAGCAGACAGUCUCUUUCUUUACAGAGCUUACAUUCUGGCAGGGACAGUGAGUACCUGUCCUGUACCAGAACCGCGUACAGUCUAUGUCUGUUAGAGGAGUGGAGAGCAUGGGACAAGGACGUAGAGCAGGAGGGCCAGUCAGGGCUGCAGGAUGGCAAGUGGGCAGCAGCAGUGCUCAUAAGGUGGUCACUGUAUGUAGUGAGAUGGGAACAAAUACAUGGAAGAGGUGGGAAGAGCCUGUCUGGAUCCCAUGGGAAGAGGUUCUCCACAGUGAGGAGCAGCCAGACAAAGCUGGCAGAGUGCCUCGGUGUUCAAGGAGCAGAGGAGAGGAGUUUAUGGUGAUUGGCCCCUCCAAACCCAUUGUGGCAGUGCUGGGUGCGGACGUCACACUGCCAUGUCUUGUGUCCCCGGCCAUGGAUGUGGGAAUAUGGAGCUGCGGUGGGUUCCGCUCCAAGUUCUCAGAAGCAGUGUUCAUCUAUCAAAACCAGCGGGAGCAGAGAGAAGAGCAGUUGGCUCAGUACAGAGGGCGAACCUCACUGGUGAAGGAUUUCCUCUUCCAGGGGGAGGCUGCAGUGCGCAUCCACAACGUCCAGGCUUUUGACAAUGGGCUGUAUACCUGCUUCUUCCGAAUGGGAAUCUUCCAUGAAGAGGCCAGUGUGGAACUCAAGGUGGCAGGUGUGGGCUCUGCCCCUCAAGUGCACAUCACAGGGCCAGAGGAGGACGGGGUCCGAGUUGUGUGCAUGGCCUCGGGGUGGUUCCCAAAGCCCCAAGUGCAGUGGAGAGCUCUCAGUGGAGAGAAGUUCCUGAUGUUCUCUGAGACCCAAGCCCAAGACGGUGAAGGGCUGUUCACCAUAGAGACCACUCUUGUGGUGAGGGACAGCUCUUCAGGGAAUGUGACCUGCUCAGUCCUCAACCCCAUCCUGGGCCAGGAGAAGGCAAUGGCCAUUUUCAUCCCAGAACCUUUCUUCCCUCAGAGUUCUCCCUGGAAGCCAGUUUUCAUGGUGAUCCUGACUGUUCUGAUGCUCCCAAUCCUUGGGGCUGCAUUUUACAUCAUGAGAGAACAUACUGCAAAGCUCCAGGAGACACAGGAAUGGAAGAAAUUGCACAGAGACAAGGAGGAGAUCCAGCAGAUAAAGGAGGAGGCACUGAAGGCCAGAGAUGAACUCCAAGCAGAUCUUGAUUGGAGGAAAUCUGUUUACCUGGUUGCCUUGAAGAAGGCUAAACUGUAUGCAGAUUGGCGGAAGGAGAAGUUUCAGGCCUUGUCUGUCAGUCUGGAUCCAGAGUCUGCCCAUUCCAGCCUUGAUGUCUCUGAUGACAAGACUACUGUGACCUUGAAGGACUCAACCAAAUACACAGAAUUUGGGUUCUAUAGCAUCUUGGGUCAUGAAGGCAUCACAUCAGGGUGCUGUUACUGGGAGGUGGAGAUCAGGAAUGCAGAUAGAAGUCAGUGGGCCCUGGGGGUCUGUAGGAGAGAUGUGGAGAGGAAAGGCUGGUACCAGGAAUGCCCAAGAAAGGGGUUCUGGGUUGUGGGGAUGUAUGGAUAUACAUUCUCUUCCCUCCCUGAUAAUUCAGAACUCCUUGUGCCAAUUCCCCAGAGGGUAGGGGUUUUCCUGGACCUGAAGGAAGGGGAUGUCUCAUUCUACAACAUGACUGAUGGUUCCCACCUUUUCUCCUUCCCUCUUGCUUCCUCCUCUGGGACUCUGUUUCCAUACUUCAGGUUGAGGUCAGGAGAUGUGUCCCUGACCAUCUGCUCUGGGGUGGGUGGGCCUGUGCAGACCUCUGUACCUGUUAACAACCCUCCUUGUUCUUCAGAGGAUCCUGCGAGCCUCUCAAGACAGGGGUUCAGUUCAGGCUGUGGUGUUGAUGGUGAUCUCCCAGAGGCUGAAUCUCCAUUACUCCCCUGUGGUCCUGAAGCUAUGUCCCCAUAAUGCUUCAACCCUGUCCCAGAUUCCUCAUUGUGGCUCCUCCUGGAGCUGCGCAUUCCCAGGGGUAAUAGCCUUUGAAGUUAGUCCUG